AUGAGAAAAUCAUUCAUUGCUGCAGCAGCUGCUGCUAUGCUCACCUCUAUGGCUGAGGCUCAGGCUUUCACUCUCAAGAUUCGGUCUGCUUCUGAUAGUCUAAACAACGUCCCCUUGGUCGCCUGGAACGGUAUAAUAAUCGCAGAACGUGGAGGUAAUAGCACCACCGCGACUUGUCCUCCCUGGGACAGCAACUGCCCUGGAAAAUCCACCACCAUCUUCUCAGGACCGACUGUUGACGGCGCUCCGAGUCAAAUGUGGAUGGGUAUUCUCCAGGAGCACGGCCAGCGUGUCUACACUCACGAGCCCCCGAAGGAUCUUGGAUUCUCGGACUACGGCGACCUAAUCAGCUAUACAGCGGCAGGCAAUGAUGACCAAGUCGUGGUGUUCUUACAACUAACGUUUGAUAUCUUGCUGAUUGUACCUUCGCCUUAUAGNGUGGACUCAUUCGGCGAUCUCUGGAACAUCGUCACAAUCGACAACGAUGAUGGUGUGCUUGGCUCGAAGAGAGGUGACCGUGUCCUUGCCGUCGGACAUAACGGUCCUUACGCCUUCGAUAUUUGCACCGAGUUGCGCAAUCCCUGGGGUGGAGAAACUUGGAUUCUCUCCACCGUGUCGAAAUAUUGCACACCUAUCCUUGUUGUUAUCGAGGAGACGGAUGUAGCUGCUCCCCAGUUUUACAACUGUGAUGGUUGCGAGUUGAGGGGAAAUCCUGCUAAGGAUGGCCCUGCUUGCCGUCCUCCGUUCUGUGGCAUGUACAACUACUGGAUCUAA
Aureobasidium musti is the source of this 774-nucleotide messenger RNA. The record is from the annotation of a GenBank genome assembly. Lineage: Eukaryota; Fungi; Ascomycota; Dothideomycetes; Dothideales; Saccotheciaceae.